Messenger RNA from Daktulosphaira vitifoliae (grape phylloxera), 2390 nucleotides. Its product is annotated as phospholipase A1 VesT1.02-like. Bases 810 to 1949 code for a protein of 379 amino acids. The record is from RefSeq and is a predicted model, not a curated record. The transcript has 8 exons. NCBI's taxonomy places the organism in Eukaryota, Metazoa, Arthropoda, Insecta, Hemiptera, Phylloxeridae. Gene Ontology annotation, molecular function: lipase activity.
AUAAAAUAAUAAUAAACAUUAUAAAUAUUGUCUUAUAAAUAUUUAGACCAAGUUUUUCAGUAGUAUUUUAUUAAUUUUAUCUAUUUAAUUCAUGUAUUUUAGAUUCAAUUUAUAAAAAAUUUAAGAGGUCAGUAAGAACUAUAUAUUCAUAUUGGUCCUUAUAGAAAAACAAUACAGUCUUUAGGGACUUUAUGAGAAAUUAAAAUAAUAAUUUAAUAAUUGUUCAAAAUUUAAACAUUACAUUUGAAACAUAUUAUUACAUAAUUAAAGCAAUAUAUUCCUAAUAAAAGGUAAAUAGAAACUGAAAGAUUGAAAAGCUUGGUCUUGAAGUUAUAUUAUUAUUGCUCUUAUCUGUCGUUUACUGAUAAACAAACUGAAUAUAUUUUCUUUUUUAAAUGUUCGUGUAAAAAUAAACAUUAAAAAUUUUAGAAAAAUGUCUUAUUUGUAAAACACAAACGCUAUUCUAACUGUCAACUACGUGUUUCUAGAUAUGUGUCAAAAAUAAUAGCUAGUACAUGUAUAGCAUAAUAAAUUAAAAAAUAAAAAUAGCGGUAGGUUAAUCGAAUGUAACUAACGAAUAUCCCACUACAUUAAAUCACAAAGGGGGGGACUUCAGAGUAUACGAUCAUUAUUUAGCACUAUGCACUUUACCAUUAUCAUUCAUUUUUAUAGUCAUUGUAAUUCAUUGUUUUGAUUAUCUUCGUUAUGAAGCUGCAGGAAUGAAGAGUCGUAUAAAUAUUAUAAUUUGAGUAAAUUGCAUCGAAAAAUAUUAAAACCGAAAAGAUAAUUUUAUUUUAUUCUAUUGAAUUAUGUUACAAAUAACAAUAAGUGUUUUGAUGUUAGUUGCUUCUGUUUGUGAUUUCGCCCAUUUACGAGGAACGAGGAAAAUUUUUUCAAUUUUUUGUGGUACAUUCAGAGGAAGAGGUUUGAUACAAGAUGCAUUGCUUUUUGGUUUGCAAACUGGUAAUGUAACACGAGAAGAUUGUAUAUACAGAAGAGAUUCGAACGAUUCAUGCCCUGGCGAUGAUAUUUUGUUUCAUUAUUAUACAAUAAGAUAUACGGCUAACGGACCCAAAACUGUAAAACAAAAAAUCGAAUUUAGAUCACCUGCAUGGCUUCACUCCAGUGGAUGGGAACAUUCUCUACCGACUGUUCUUAUAGUUCACGGGUAUGGAGGUGUUUCUCAGGAUUUUUUACCCGCUGCUGUGCUGAGAGAUGCUUAUUUGUCGAACGGUAACUAUAAUGUAUUCCUAGUAGAUUGGGGAAGACUUUCAGCAAUACCUUGUUACGGUGCUGCUGUUAAUAACAUAAGACCAGUGUCCAAGUGUAUAGCUUUGAUGCUCUCUCAUUUGCGAAACGCUGGACUGAAUGUUGAUCAGUUAACGUGUGUAGGUCACAGCUUAGGUGCACAUGUUUGUGGUGUGAUAGCCAACUAUUUACCUUUUCGGAUGCAUAGGAUUAUCGGUAUAGAUCCGGCAAAACCAUUAAUUAGAAAUAGGGCUGCUGGACGACUGGACCCUGGAGAUGCAAACGUUGUUCAGGUUAUACAUGCAACGGCGAAUUAUGGAGAUCUAAGCAGGAUGGGACAUGUCGACUUUUGUUUAAAUGGUGGACAUAUUCAACCAUUCUGUUCUAAUGCAUCUAAUGUUGAAUUGUGUAGUCAUUCACGAAGUGUGUGUUACGUCGCAGAGAGUUUAAAUCAAAAUUUAGCUCGAAAAGCGUUUCCUUGCACUAAAAGAUGUUUAGGCGAUGGUUUAAAUCGACCAAUUGUUAAUUCUCUUGGUCAAAUACCUUAUGUUUUAUUGGGACAACAUACGCCUGACAGGAUCAAAGGAGUAUAUUGUGUUGUAAAUACAGACGCACCAUAUUGUUCUAAAACCAAUAUUAAUGGAAGUCCGUACUGUUGCCCACCAAUAAAAAACAGAGGGUCCAACACAUUUAGGUGCUGAUCCAUCGUUAAGUUCAUUUCAAAAUGAACAUUGAUUUAUAGUAAGUUAUUAUUAAAAAAUUUGUAUUUUGUUACUCUUAGCAUUACAAAGUAAAACAAUACAAAAAUGUGUUCAUAACUUCUUAGCUUUAUUGUCUUUACACAAAAUGUACAAAAUAUCUUAAUUAUAACGACGCUUUAUUAUACAUUAUAUUUAUUGUAUAAGUUGACAUAACAAAUAUAUUAUAAUAUUGACAAGAUUGUUUUAUUUGUUUGAUAUUAUCAAGCUUAGUGUAAUUGUAUUAUGAUAUUAAUUUAUAAUAUGUUGUUUAUACAUAUAUGAUGAUGUAAUUGUAACAUUAGAAUAAUGUUUUUGAUUAUUAUAUAAAAUUAAUUAAUUUAUAUAAUUUUUUAUAAAGAAUAGAAUAAAUAUAAAAAACUGUGUCUAUAAUGUACUUCAAAA